AUGCCGAUCGAUCAAUCGUCCCCGAUACCGAGAGCUGUUGCUGAGCUUUCCUCUAGCAUAAGCUGUGGUGGUGACGAGCAUGACACGAGCCUUGAAUCCCUCUGCGAAUCAUGUCGGAGGGUAGAUUGGUCAAAUAUUACAGACUGGACAAAGCUUUCGUGGCCAAAAUCUUCGAUGGUUGGCCCGGAUGGACGCAACACAAAACCCGUCCGAACCUUUGAGGGGAAUUCCCGUAGCCAACUACUCAACUCAGAUUGUCGCGUCUGUCACCUGGUUGGGAGUCUUGUCAAUCCAAGCUCUGGUAGCCGCGCCCCUAAUCAGUCUCUAGAAUCAAGUGACCAACCGCUGAAUGUAUGUUUGGAAGCUUGCGAGGGUUUCACUGAAACAUGGGGGGGUUCCUUUGAAUCAUGGGAUUCCAGAGAGCGAGACCCGUGUAUCAAACUGGCAGUUCGAUCCCCAGCAACUGGUUCGAAUAGGAUAUAUAGCCAUGAAGACCAAUUUCGCUUGAUCAUAGCACACAAAUCCAGGAACAAUGAGAUCGCUGGUAUUCGCAUGACAGAGCCCUUAAGAGUCAACUUCGAUUUUCUUAGAAAUUUGUUGAACGGGUGCCUUGAGAAUCAUGAAGAGUGCCAGUCUACGAAGGUAGAAGUUGCGAAGCUGCGUGUCGUUGAGGUUAGCACGAAAAGAAUUUGCCAGGCUCCACUAAACUGCGAAUACAUUGCUCUAUCUUAUGUUUGGGGUGACAAUUCUACCUGUGAGAGUAGCCCAGGCGAGUUCCCAUCAGUUGUACAAGAUGCCUUCGCAGUCACUGAGGCCUUAGGCUACCAGUAUCUAUGGGUUGAUCGAUAUUGCAUCGACCAAAACCCGAACUCCCCUCAUAUGCAGUCUAUGAUCAACCAGAUGGAUCUUGUCUAUAGUAACGCCCGCGCCACUAUAGUCGCGGCUUCCGGUAGCAGUGCUAGUGAUGGGUUGCCGGGAAUCAGUGUACCACGCUAUCAAGCCUACACAGUCGUUGGCAAGACCCAUCUGGUUGAAGUCCCCAACGCUGUAGCGGACAUCAUGCUCAGCAACUGGGUCAGGCGGGGGUGGACUUACCAAGAAUGGUACUUCUCUAAAAGAAGGCUAAUAUUCACCGAUAGCGAAGUACUGUUUCUCUGUAACAAGAGAAAGGAAAGAGAGACGACAUUGACUCGCCUUGUCCAUGAUAUUGAUAACCUGGAGCGUGUAUUCAGUUCUAUGAAGCCUCCAUGUCAACUUGAGGCUCAGCUGCUUGACUUUCGCGGUCUUGAGUCACAUAUAGAGGGAUACUGCAAGCGAGAUCUAUCCCACGAUUGUGACAGCCUGAAUGCAUUUGCUGGAGUCCUGAGACAUUACGAGUCAGUUGUAAUGCGCGGCAAUAGACCAAUGUUCCACCUUUGGGGAGUUCCGUUGAAGCUGCUUAGGCAUACUGAAGCUGAAGAGGAAGAGGUAUUGUUUGAUCUGCUAUGGUAUCAUGAAGCUAUUGCCCAUCGAAGGGAACAUCUUCCCAGCUGGUCCUGGUCAGGUUGGGGUGGUUCGGUCAGGUUUGGAUACUAUGGAUUUCAAAUCCAGACCUUUACAGUAGAAAGGGCAGCUAACAAGCCGCUGGACAACUUGACAGAUGAGAAUGAACGAGCGACUUCCGCAGAGCGUGGUGUUCGGAUACAAAUUCCUCUUGAUGAAAGGAAUAUUGAUUUGGAUAGUUUCUGCCAGGAACUUCAGUUGAAUCUACAUGGCGAAAUUUACCCGAAGGACUUACAUAUCACCUCAUUCAUUAUGCCGCUACGAUUCCGUAAGAUUCGUAGUCACCAGUCAUAUUCACAUCUUGAAGAGGAAGUCGUUGGGCCGCUGCCGCCAAUUUUUUUUCCAACAUUUCUUGUAAGGCCCGGUAUAUUUCUUGGUGUCCCGGUGCGUUUCGAUAGAGAGUAUGAUUUCGAAUUGCACAAAUUGGGCCUGGUACUACCAACCGCUGGCCAGUUCUACAAAGACGCGGAUACCUAUAACAUCAUGAUUCUCCACCCUGUAGCGGAUGGGAAAUACGAGCGGGCUGGACUCCUUACUCUAGAAUAUUAUGUUGACACGGGAGAUAUCGAGGCUUGCAGAAUGACCACGGAGCCGGGCUAUUUAUUGAAUGAAAAUGAUCAUCCGAUUUCAGAACAGAGCCGGAGGUAUAUGAGCCAAAAGAAUGAGGAAUCAAAUAAGUUUUUAUUUCUUCAAGACGCCGAAUGGAAGACUAUUUGCUUGGUUUAG
Molecule: messenger RNA, 2268 nt
Organism: Botrytis deweyae
Lineage: Eukaryota; Fungi; Ascomycota; Leotiomycetes; Helotiales; Sclerotiniaceae
Exons: 2
Coding region: 1-2268 (755 amino acids)
Source: RefSeq, a predicted model, not a curated record